CUUUUGCAUAGACUGGCAGCCGCUUUGAGAUGCUCUUGUGUCUGGUAACGGAACCGUAAUAUUAUGAAUGUAGAGAAUCUGCUGUUUCUCUCCUGCGAGAAUUGCCUUUUUUAAGCCAUUAAACGCAUGGUCAGCUAUUUCACAAUUAAUGUGCACCAAUGCUGCACUACUCAAACUGGCUUAUUGACGUUAAGAAUAGAGCAAGCUUAAGAAAUGCAAGCAAAACGAGCUCUAGCACAGACUGGAAUAAUAGGGGAAAUGCUGCGGGAAUGCAGAACAAAAACCCGCAGCCAAAAGAGAAAACGGCGCACCUCUGGAAAAAAGGUUACAAAGUAAUUAAGAAAAUUGGAGAGGGUACGUUUUCAGAGGUGCUGAAGACCCAGAGCCUGAAGGAUGGGAAGUUUUAUGCAUGCAAAACUAUGAAACAGAGAAUUAACAGUCUGGAACAGGCCAACAACCUGCGUGAGGUCCAGGCGAUGAGACGACUGAGUCCUCAUGCAAACAUCAUCCAACUCCAUGACCUGAUUUUUGACAAAGAAAGCGGAACAGUGUCUUUAAUAUGCGAGCUGAUGGAGAUGAACAUCUAUGAGCACAUUCAAGGAAGACAAACACCCCUGCAUGACCAGACAGUCAAAAACUACAUGUACCAACUGUUAAAAGCGCUGGAACACAUGCACAGCUGUGGGAUCUUCCACAGAGACGUGAAACCUGAAAACAUUCUCAUAAAACACAACAUUCUGAAGCUGGGUGAUUUUGGCUCCUGUCGCAGCGUGUACUCCAAGCCACCACACACAGAGUACAUUUCCACACGAUGGUACAGAGCCCCGGAGUGCCUCCUCACAGACGGAUACUACAGCCUGAAGAUGGACAUCUGGAGCGCCGGUUGUGUCUUUUUUGAAAUCAUGAGCUUGAAUCCUCUCUUCCCUGGAACAAACGAGUUGGACCAGGUUGCCAAGAUCCACCAAGUGUUGGGGACACCGGAUCAAAGUGUUCUAAAAAAGUUCAAGCAGUCUAGAGCCAUGCAUUUUAACUUCCCCCCGAAGAAAGGCACCGGCAUCUCCUGGUUACUCCCAAACUGCCCAGCUCCGGCUCUGUCGCUGCUGUAUCAGACGCUUGCCUAUGACCCCGAUGAGCGCAUCGCCGCAGAAACAGCACUGAGGCACACGUACUUUAGGGAAAUCAGAAUGGCAGAGAAAAAAGCCGAGCCUCUUCACAGACUCCUAGAGCCCUUUGAUGGAGUUGGGGGUCCUGUGAUUCAAGCCCCCUUGACACAAAUCUAUCGGCCGAGCAGAUUCGUUAAACACCUGAGGGGAAGGCACAUCAGACAGACACCUUUAAUGAGUCACAACUCCAAACAUGUAGCGGAUUCCCUUAACAGACGAAACGGGCCUCGUCCACUAGAGCUGCCCCAGAUCAACAUGGCCGUGUUGGGACAACGCGCCUCCUUUCCAGGUUCUGCUCUGUCGGAUUUUCCCUUCACUCACGGAGGAACGCUGCCAGCCAUCACACCAAAAAGCCAGCCACAGUCCACAAAGACUCAGGGAGAGUCGCGCUGCACAGCUUUUAAAUCCCGCUACAUACCACCUCUGGAUCGGAAGCACGGGGGCACCUGAGAGCCAAACACAUCAGAUUAAAACUUUUCUGCUCAAACUGGACGGACCUGAAAAGCAGAUGUGUAAAGGACAGGCGUGAUGUAAAUGGUGUAAAACCUCACAAACAUGCUCAUCGUUUGCAUUGAAGACCAUAAAACCUGUUACAACCAACACCAAACUGAAUGCAACCUGUCCACUAAAGUUUUAUGGUGUUCUACUCGUUCACAGCUGAGCAAUAAGCUUUUUCACUCGUCCAAGAACAAAUACCCCUCUUUUCCACCUGCAGUCACCCGACACCGUUCAGAUCGUCUCAUUUUACAAAGAAUGAACCGAUGCUAAUCUUCACCACGCCCAGACGCGGUCACACACACAACAAUACAUUGAAUGUGACAGCCUGUCUGUAAAUUUGUGGCUUUUCUGGACCAGUUUAUACACUUUUGUCUACUGAGCGAAAUUGUAACGGUACAUAAAUAAAACCUUCCUUCUCGUCAGGUUGCUAAAGAAAAGAAGAAAUAAUCCAACAAAAUCUAGAGACAAAGAGAAAAUAUAACAAUCGUAGAUAACCUUCAA
Nothobranchius furzeri (turquoise killifish) is the source of this 2162-nucleotide messenger RNA. Its product is annotated as MAPK/MAK/MRK overlapping kinase. NCBI's taxonomy places the organism in Eukaryota, Metazoa, Chordata, Actinopteri, Cyprinodontiformes, Nothobranchiidae. Gene Ontology annotation, biological process: intracellular signal transduction; protein phosphorylation. The record is from RefSeq and is a predicted model, not a curated record. Gene Ontology annotation, cellular component: cytoplasm; nucleus. Gene Ontology annotation, molecular function: protein serine/threonine kinase activity; ATP binding.